GUGUGUGUGUGUGUGUGUGUGUGUGUGUGUGUGUACGUGUACGCGCGCGCGUACACGUAAACGCGCGCCCAAGGGGUAAAUAAACGAGCUCCGCACUAAGGGGUUAAGGAGGGCUCGAAUAAAACCGAGCGAAAGAGUUGGAGAGCAGCAGCCAGCUACCCGGUCCCUGGUCCACGAGCAGAGCGGUUCAAUGAAGAUCAAAGAGACAGAGCGGAGACAGCAGAGACACCCAACUGAUUAACAGCAGGGGUCCCGUCACGGCGACCGGAGACACCCGACUGAUAAACAGCAGGGGUCCCGUCACGCGACCGGAGACACCGGAGUGAUUAACCGUCGGGGUCCCGACACGGCGACCGGAGAGCCGAGCCAGAGCAGAAAGGAGCCCGACGCGACCGGAGGACCGGAUAGACCGGAGGACCGGACCGAUGGUCCGCACUGCGCUGCUCUCGGAGAAAACUCUUCAGGUGGAUUAGCCGAGGACGUUCUGUUUGAAAGCGUGCGAAAUGGAACCCUCCUGUAAGCUUCCUGCUGAGACGACGGGAACAUCGGUAGAAGAAGAGCGGAUUUAAAGCCCCGGUCAACAGGAGGCGCAUCAAGUAACCCUUCUUAAGGAACCCGUUUCACGCCACGAGAUCUCGCCGCGAUGCCCGAAGCGACCGCCAAGAGCGCCGCGAUGACGGCACCGCCGUCCCCCGAGCGCGUCCCGCCGGCGGACAAACCCAACAACAACAACGAGGAGGAGGAUCUCUGCGCCCCGGCUCCCGCCCCCGCCCACGUCAGCAUCCCAUUGGUCAACGAGCACCAGCUGACGGCGGCCACGGGUGGGGCGGAGCUGUCGUGCUACCGCUGCACCGUGCCGUUCGGCGUGGUGGUGCUGAUCGCCGGCGUGGUGGUCACGGCCGUGGCCUACAGCUUCAACUCCCACGGCUCCACCAUCUCCUACUUCGGUCUGGUGCUGCUGUCCGCCGGCCUGCUGCUGCUGGCCGCCAGCGUCGCCUGCUGGCGGGUGAGGCUGGGCCGCCGGAAGGAGCGGCGGCGGGAGAGCCAGACCACCCUGGUGGCCCCCCGCAAGAGCAUCUUCGGCGAGAGGCUGCCCCCCGGCCAGCAGAGGUGAUCGCCUGGGGGAGAGGAAACGAGACAGAACUGAGUUUGACUCAAAUUGUUUUUGAGUCACGUAUUUACAGAAGGGCGGACUGCUAAGGCCCCGGGAGGGGAGCCUUUAAGACCCCAGCCUCCAGGCCAGACUUUGAGCGGCUCAGAGGAGAGCUAGGCGGAACGAUGGGGAAGUGUUGUACGCAGAACGCAAGGCCAUUUCAUUUGUCAAACAGACACAAUACAUCUGGCCCGCAGGGCGGGGAACCCAUUCAGCCCCAGCCAGACCUCGAUGAAGAUGAAUUAUCCCUGUGUAGUGCCACGGAGAGGAAGUCAGCCAUUCCUCCAGUGAUACAUCUGUUGGCUUCACUGGGGAAAGAAGGGGGGGAGGGAAGAGAAGGAAAAAAGGAAGAAAUCCAGGAGGGUGAAUCAUCUAGCAUGUGUCCAGUUGGACGUUUCCUAAUCCUGCUGGAGCUCUGGAAGGGAAGACAUUGUUAACACAGCCUUAUGCCCUGGGAUGGUACUUAUAUUAGCAUGUAGUUAUUAACCAGUGUUAAGAGCCAUUGAAAGGUUCCUUUGUGAAGGGGGAUUGAUGAGGCCCGUAUGAACGACAUGUAAGGAGAGAAGGCGAAUGCGUCAAACAGCCUCGAAUGUGUAUAUUCAUUACCUAAGCACUUUACUCAAAAUUAUCCAAGCUACUAUCCAAACUAUUCUUUGUAAUGACAAAGCGUGCCGGCAUCUGGUGUAUUGUCUGUACCUCCUGUCGGUGUACGCAGCAUAUCAACGUGUACUGUGAUCACUCUGCACUGCAGAAUAUUGUGCAUGGCUCGCCUCUGAGCGGCGGAGGCAUGAAUUGUUAAUAGACGUUCAAAAGGUUAAAUAAAGCGUUCAUUAGACAUUCAUUCAUUUUUAAUUAUUUCAUUAGGCUGAGUCGGGUCUGUUCUAAGAGCGCAGGAAGCUGUCAUUAAGUUCCGAGGGACUGGGUUCAUUCUAGAGCCGAAUCUGAACCUCUUCUGCCUUGUAGUUCAACCAUCUCUUUUCUACAUUUCAGGUCGUAGUCAUAAUGAUAAUCAACAGAGAAAUUCGAUCAUUUGAAGUAGAGUAAAUCAUUGCACAACAUGCCGUCACACAAGGUAUCCGUCUAUUUGCAUAGUCCUGUUUCAGCAGACCGAUACCAGAUGCGGGGUCAGGGGUCAAACAAACCAAUAAAACCAACCAAAAACAUCGUCAGUGAGCAACCACAAGAUUUCUUUCCUAAAUGUGUCUUUCCCAUAAUAUGUUGUCAAUACGUCAUCAUGUUGUAAUAACACCAAGGUAGAUAACAUAAUGAAAUGAAUCACAAGUAGUUGUGGCCGAUGUAUACAUCAGCACACAUUGUUGCCCUAAGCUUUACAAAGUAUUUGUCGGAUGGUCACACAGUCAAUAAGCAGCUUCAAUGUGUUCGGUUGGAAUUCUGUGAGAAUUUAAAUGGAAUUCCGUGAUAAUUCAGUCAUAUCCAGAGAAAAGACAGUUGGCACUCUGAGAAUUUAAACGGAAUUCUGUGAUAAUUCAGUUGGAAUCCAGAGAAACGUCAGUUGGAAUUCCGUAAGAAUUCAAAUGGAAUUCCGUGAUAAUUCAGUCGGAAUCCAGAGAAAUGUCAGGGGUGUCAGUUGAAUUCUGAGAACACCCGACGUGUGAGUCCAUAGGUCGCGGCCGCUGGGAGGAAGUGGCGGGCCCUCCUGUUCGGUGAGGUUCAAAAUAGCAUGGAUGUGGAAGUGUAUAAAUAGACAGCAUUUGCGUUGCUAUGCGUCUCUGUGACACCAGACACUACAACUACACGUUAGCUUGCGUCAGAGAUGCACCUACAACACACUUUUCCUGGUCCUCUCUGUGCCAAGCCAUUGGGGGUGGAGGUGGGGGUGUGUUCAGAGCUGACCACUCAUUCUCUAAUGAGAUGAGAAGGCAAAUAUAGUUAUAGGUAGGCUAGGCAAUUUAUCAAAUCAGUCAUAUUUGUUGAAAUUCUCUUUACAUCCUAAAAGCAAUCAAUAAAUCAAAUGCUCUGACAAUAAAAAAAUAAAGGAAUGUUAUCUUUACAAAAGAAGCCCAUACCAUCAUUGUCUUCCUCCCGAAUGCAAUGAUUGGAUGUCUUACCUGUCUGUCUGCUUACCUACCCGGCUUCCUAGUCACAUGACCCUAGUCUUCCACAAGGCUAGGCGCAGUCCUUCUGCUAAAGCUAGCGAGCUAGUCAUGUGUUUUGGGGGCGUGGCUUUGGAGGGAGGUAUCUUACUCUGGCUGGUAUCACCAAAUCACCUAGCCUAUCUUUAGGUAAAAUAUACAUUCAAGUAUCGAUAGCUAUGAGAUGCACCAUUCUUUUGUUUUACUGAUACAACAGUGAUACGUAACUACUAUAUUGAUAAAUAGUAGGUUGGUAGUGUUUCCUCUUCUGCUGUUCAACGCACUGAACUCUAGCUGUAUUAGGGUGCUGGUGUCGUGUCUCCUUUGGGUUUUACAUUCAUCUAACUUCCUGAAAGUAAGAUAAAAAUGUCUGUGCAUUGAUAGUAUUAGUAGUAACAUAGUACUACAUAGUACAUGGUAGGUAGUGACCUCACCCUCUAACCGCUGUCUUUAAACAUUAACCAACUACUAACAAAAGCUGAAGAACACAUGGUGGUUUAGUGGUGGAAAACAUCAAUUGGGCGGGUUAGGUUUAAGGUGUGACCCCUAAUGUGUCAUGUUUGGGCCCCCGGGGGCCUGGGGGCUGGUCUGCUCAGGGGUCCCUACCUUCGUCCAAGCCCUCAAACCCCAUUCAUUAAUUGGAGAGGAAAUCUCCAGUAAUGGCCCCAAUAGUCAUAACAAGAGCGGUUGGCUCUUUUAAGCUGGAGCUGAUUGUUCCUGGGCCAAGACAGGAUAAACACAAUUAAAAGUAAUGAGCGUCAGGAGCUUGAACUGACCGCCAAGACGCAGUGACCAUGAAGCGGAAGGGAAAGCACCGCAGAAGACCGGAGACACGCAGCUCACAAGACAGCUUGAGGCCGAGUGGAAACAGCCUGGACCAGAGACAGCCUGGACCAUGAAACAAAUAUCAGAGUGCAGAAAUAUUGUUCCAUAGGAGAGAUACAUUUGAUCAGACAAGAGACAGAUUGAAGCAGAGCAGAGACAGAUGGAAGCAGAUACAGAUGAAAGCAGCUUGAAACAAAUUCAAGCAGCGGGGAGAGUCAAUUGGACGUAGAGACUACAGACAGCAGAGUUAGCUUGAAACAGACUAGAGCGGUAGCUUGUAUCAGAAUACAGAAAGAGCAGAGUAUAGACAGCAGAUUGAUACAAGUUUAAACAGACUAAAAAGUCAGUUUGAAGAGACAACAGAUUAGAAACAGCAGCAGAGUACAGCCAACAGAGUAGAAACAGCAGCCAAGUAGAGACAGCAAGGUAGAAAUAGCAGCAAACUAGAGACAACAGUGCAGACACAACCGAAUUGAGACAGCUUCCGAGUGGAGAAAACUGAGUAGAAACAGCAGAAGAGUUACAGAUUGUAGACAACACAGUAGAAACAGCAGAAGAGUAGAGACAACAGAAUAGAGAGAUAAUAGUAAAAAAAAAAAGCUGAGUAGAAACUACUGAGAAGAUACAAUAGUAGAGACAACAUAGAAGAGACAGCAGAGAAGAGAAACCAGCAGAGUAGAAACACCCAAAGAUAAACAACAGAGACAGCAGAGAAGAGACACCAGCAGAGUAGAAACACCCAAAUAUAAACAACAGAGACAACAGA
Molecule: messenger RNA, 4837 nt
Organism: Gadus chalcogrammus (walleye pollock)
Lineage: Eukaryota; Metazoa; Chordata; Actinopteri; Gadiformes; Gadidae
Gene: tmem100a
Product: transmembrane protein 100a
Exons: 2
Coding region: 644-1114 (156 amino acids)
Biological process (GO): cellular response to BMP stimulus
Source: RefSeq, a predicted model, not a curated record